Anopheles maculipalpis is the source of this 950-nucleotide messenger RNA. It is a transcript of the gene SrpRbeta, whose product is annotated as signal recognition particle receptor subunit beta. Gene Ontology annotation, cellular component: Golgi apparatus. Gene Ontology annotation, biological process: Golgi to plasma membrane protein transport; protein localization to organelle; intracellular protein transport. NCBI's taxonomy places the organism in Eukaryota, Metazoa, Arthropoda, Insecta, Diptera, Culicidae. The record is from RefSeq and is a predicted model, not a curated record. Bases 86 to 820 code for a protein of 244 amino acids. Gene Ontology annotation, molecular function: GTP binding. The transcript has 4 exons.
UUAGCGUAAACUGUCAUAGUCGCACCAAAUUGUGGCUCUCUGUUUCUGUUUUUAGCGGAAGCUCAGUAGGCAAACUCGUGAAAACAUGGAGAAAAUCAACAGAAAAUCAUCGGCUCGGGCUUCGAUCAAGCUGGGAGAACUAGACUAUACGCCGGUGCUGAUUGCACUAGCUGUUGUCCUUGUAACAUUGGUGGUUCUGUUCCUAUGGAAACGCAAGAAGACCGUACGGUCGGCAGUACUGUUUACCGGGCUGUGUGAUUCUGGCAAAACGUUCCUCUUUACACACUUGUGUCUUGGCGGAGGUCGCGAAACGUUCACGUCGAUUAAGGAGAAUGUCGGCAGCUUCAAGACGGAUAAGGGCCGUGAGCUGAAGAUGGUCGAUGUGCCCGGACACGAACGGUUGCGGGGCAAGUUCUUUGAUGAGUAUAAAACCAUUGCCCAGGCUAUCGUGUUCAUGAUCGACAGUGUUACGGUGCAGAAAGAUAUCCGGGAUGUUGCAGACUUCCUGUACACUGUUUUAGCGGAUAAGGCCACGACAAAGGUUCCCGUCGUUGUACUGUGCAACAAGCAGGACGAAACGUUGGCCAAAACCGAAACGGCCAUCAAAAGCAUGCUGGAAAAGGAAAUAAAUAUCGUUCGUCAGACCCGCCGAAGUCAACUACAAUCCGUCGAUAACAGUACAUCGUCGGAAUCAUUUUUGGGCAAAUCGGCCGGUGUAGAUUUCGAGUUUGAGCAGCUCGGCCAAAGGAUACGCUUUGUGUCGUGCUCGACCAAGGAGGAAAAAUACGAAGGACUGACAUCAUUCCUAGAAUCCCUGUGAACGGAUUUGCUCUUGCACAUAGUCGUGCUGCUCAUUGAGUCCCGCUUUCUCAUCAUCUAGUUUUCACCUAAUGUGUGUUUCAUACUGUACGUAAUAAAACUGUUUCAAUAACAACACCGGUAUUAACAAA